Molecule: messenger RNA, 2180 nt
Organism: Coniophora puteana RWD-64-598 SS2
Lineage: Eukaryota; Fungi; Basidiomycota; Agaricomycetes; Boletales; Coniophoraceae
Product: STE3-domain-containing protein
Exons: 5
Coding region: 556-1827 (423 amino acids)
Biological process (GO): G protein-coupled receptor signaling pathway
Cellular component (GO): membrane
Molecular function (GO): mating-type alpha-factor pheromone receptor activity
Source: RefSeq, a predicted model, not a curated record
GCCACUUGUGACCUGGUGCCUUGGCAGGGCCUGCCGCUGAGCGAGACGUCUGUGGCUUUUGGACCUUUUGGGACGCUGCUUUGUGUGCCUCCCGCCGGCGAGGCGGCCGAGGAGAGGAUGGACCUGCCACGCAGGUUCCCCUGGUGGCGCGACCAGCGGGUUCCCACCAGUGACAGGACCGGCAAGGUCCGGGCAGGUCCGUUCGACAAGAAUGGGACGUUUUGCGUCGGUUGUGCGGGCCACUUUCCCAUCCUCCCACAAACACCCAUCCAUAUGCGGGCGAUCGUUUGUGGGCGGAGAUGGAAUAGGCGACGUCUUCCAUCUUGUUGACAUUGCGUCGAUUUGCUUCCGCCCCUUACCAACGCACAUGGGAGGCGAGAGAAGACGGAUUCAGAUGAAACGCCCAAUGCGUCACAAGAGACCGGAUGACCCGAGGACCUUUAAGAUGACUCUGGGAGGCGGGAGGACGAGUUUCUCUCGUGGCCUUUCUGUUCUCCUACGUAGCCCUUUGCGCGACACCCCCGCCGCCCCCGUCCCCCGCUCCACUUGUACACAAUGUCUAGCGACUCACCUGAUUGGGUUUUCACCAUGUUUGCCUUCUUUGGCUUCGCGUUGGUGCUGAUUCCUCUCCCGUGGCAUCUGGAAUCUUGGAACGUUGGAACCUGCCUCUACAUGGUCUGGACGGGCCUGGCUUGCCUGUGCCAGUUUGUCAACUCCAUCGUUUGGCGUAGCGACGUUAUCAACCGAGCGCCUGUAUGGUGCGACAUCUCCACUCGGAUCAUGAUUGGUUCAGCUGUGGCUAUCCCUGCCUGCUCCCUCUGCAUCAACCGGCGCCUGUAUCAUAUCGCUUCCGUCUCCUCCGUGACGAAGACCCGCGCUGAGCGCCGCCGUGGCAUGAUGGUCGACUUCGCCAUCGGUCUCGGUCUUCCUGUCUUGGAGAUGAUUCUUCAGUACAUCGUCCAGGGUCAUCGCUUCAAUAUAUUUGAGGAAAUCGGCUGCUAUCCAUUCACGUACAACACCCCUCCCGCCUACGCGCUGGUCUUUUGCUGGCCCGUCGUCAUUGGUCUCAUUUCCAUCGGAUACUGUGUUCUCACCGUUCGCGAACUCGCUAUCCGCCGCGCACAGUUCCUGGAGCUGCUGUCCGCCAACCGUAACCUGAGCUCGGGCCGCUACUUUCGGCUCAUGGGUCUCGCCAGCAUCGAAGUGCUAUGCACCGUCCCGCUCGGCGCGUACUCGAUCUACCUCAACGUUACCACCGAGCCCAUCGAGCCCUGGAUCAGCUGGGAGAACGUCCACGUCGACUUCUCGCACGUGAACCAGGUGCCCUCGAUCAUCUGGCGCCAGACGCCGGAGGCGGUGACGUCGCUGGAGCUCAGCCGCUGGUCGGUUGUUAUCUGCGCGUUCAUCUUCUUUGGGUUCUUCGGCUUCGCCGACGAGGCCAAGAAGCACUACCGCCUGGCAUACACUUCCGCCACGAAGCGCCUGGGCCUCUCCACUGGCUCGUUCGGAUUGACCACCAACGGAACCAACCCCGACAUGAUGUGGGACUCCAAGAACGGCGCGAUCCCCGUGUUCGUGUCCCGGAACACCGAGCGCAAGCGCGACUCGUUCGCCUCGUUCUCGACCAACAUCUCUCUGGGCGACUUUGGUGGCGCGCUCGACGACGUCAAGGACGCUCCGCCGUACUCGCCGGCCGAGUCGUCCGGCUCCGUCCACGCGCUCCCCAAGCGCCCCGAGCCGACGCUCGACCCGUCCUCGGCGCCCCGACACAAGCCGGAUACGCCCGAGCCGGUGUCGCAGCGCAACUCGAUCGAGGAGGUCGUCUGAUCUGUUUUCGUGCCGUUUUCUUUAUUCUUGGUUUAUUUCUGUGGGAUCUCUUGUGGUAAACCUCAUCAUCGACAAACUAUUCCCAUGUUCCAUUUUCAAGUGUCCGAACAGCCUUGAAUCAUAUCCAUCCAAUUGUGCUUGCACGUUCUCUCAUCAUCGUUCACUCUGUAUCCCUAGUACCCAUACCUUUCUUUUUCCGCUCCUUUUAAUGCACAGAAUACCCCAGCUAUAGGCGGACCUUCCAUCCACCGGACCCACUCACCGUUGAUUACUCUUAUUGUUACUGUAUUACAACUAGACUGAUGUAGCCCCUACGCAAAGUGAAUUUCGUACGCGUCUUGAAUAGACUAGCC